AUGUUCAAAUCUGUUUUAACUGUGGUCGCUAUAUGUUUAGUGAUUUCUGAGGCUCGUCCGAAAUGGCAGUUCCUCCCCGAAGUGCUCGGCUACGUCCCAGUUUACAUCCAGAACGGUGACACUCCCCUGGAGGACAUCAACCCUGAGCUGGCUGAAGCAUUCCAUGCUAUUCCCGCCGGCAGAAGCGCGGGAAAACUCGUCGACGCCGUCCCUGAUGUACCGGAUAAGGAACCGGAGUAUGUCCCAGAGAACAUCGAUAAGCGACCAUACGAAAAGAAAUUGAUCGAGAAAAAGAAAAAAGCAAGCUACGAUGUUCCGAAACCGAUCGAAUAUUGA
Messenger RNA from Leptosia nina, 336 nucleotides. NCBI's taxonomy places the organism in Eukaryota, Metazoa, Arthropoda, Insecta, Lepidoptera, Pieridae. The record is from the annotation of a GenBank genome assembly.